GUGGAAAAUCCUAUAUUAAGAAAAACAGAAUAAUCGAAAGAUGAAUAAAUAAAAAAAAUCUAAGAAUGUUUUUCAUAAAUAUUAUCAAUUUUAAAUUUAAACUAAAUGGAUGAUAGUAUAAAAGAUACUCCAAGUAGAAUAGCAAAAAUGUAUGUUAAUGAAAUAUUUAGUGGAUUAAAUUAUGAAAAUUUUCCUGCUAUGACAACCAUUGAUAAUAAAAUGUAAUAUGAUGAAAUGGUUAAAGUUAAUAAAAUUUCUUUUACCACAACUUGUGAACAUCAUUUUAUUACUUUUGAUGGUUAUGCAAAUGUUGCCUAUAUUCCUAAAAACAAAGUUUUAGGACUUUCUAAAAUAAAUAGAAUAGUAAAAUUCUUUUCUUAAAGACCUUAAGUAUAAGAAAGAUUAACAUAAUAAAUUCUCGCAGCUUUACAGACUAUUGUUGAAACAGAUAAUGUAGCCGUUCAUAUCGAUGCUACACAUUACUGUGUUAAAGCAAGAGGGAUUAUGGAUCAAAAUAGUACUACUACAACUUAUGCUUUUGGAGGUAUUUUUUCAACUAAUAAAGAUAUGAGAAAGGAAUUUUUGUUUUAUAAUUCAUUUAAUUUUUAUUUAUUUUAAUGACUUUUUAACUUUUGAAAAUAUAUUAGAUGAUUUAAAUUAAUAAUAAAUUGAAAACUAGUAUUUAAUAAUAUAUCUAAAAGCAAUAGUUUUACAGACUUUUUUAUUUAAAGUCUUUUCAAUCUUAAAAAAUUUGUUUGGAAUCGGAAUUUUUUGGCAUAAAUCUAAACACAAUUGCUUGACAUAUAAACAGAUUUGCAUU
Molecule: messenger RNA, 820 nt
Organism: Ichthyophthirius multifiliis
Lineage: Eukaryota; Ciliophora; Oligohymenophorea; Hymenostomatida
Exons: 3
Biological process (GO): tetrahydrofolate biosynthetic process; tetrahydrobiopterin biosynthetic process
Cellular component (GO): cytoplasm
Molecular function (GO): GTP binding; GTP cyclohydrolase I activity; zinc ion binding
Source: RefSeq, a predicted model, not a curated record